Molecule: messenger RNA, 1512 nt
Organism: Syzygium oleosum
Lineage: Eukaryota; Viridiplantae; Streptophyta; Magnoliopsida; Myrtales; Myrtaceae
Product: E3 ubiquitin-protein ligase AIRP2-like
Exons: 5
Coding region: 519-1286 (255 amino acids)
Biological process (GO): protein ubiquitination
Molecular function (GO): ubiquitin protein ligase activity
Source: RefSeq, a predicted model, not a curated record
GCAUCACCACCACCACCACCACCACCACCUCCAUCGCCAUAGAAGCAAACGCGAGAAUUCUCACAGGAAGAAAAGAGGGCCCUUGGCAUUCUCUCUUUCUGACCCUCCGUGGGAAAAGGAGAAGCCACCAAGAACGAAAAACAGUCGCAAUCAGAGCAGCCCCACUUCAGCGAAAGGUUGGAUAGAAAGCUGGAGAGAGAGAGAGAGAGGGGGAGGAGAAUAAAAUCCUUUUUUUCCGCUUGUCCUUGUUGGAGAUUAGGUCCCCAAUAUCACCAGGCCAUCUUCUUCUCCUUCUUGCUCUCGUCAAUCCUUUUUUCCUGUUCUGUUCUGUCCUGUCCUGUCGAGGGUUUUCCUUCUCCUGCCCUGUUUCCCCUGUUUCGCCAGACCCAUCUUCUUCUUGCCCUUGUCCGUCUUUUUCCUGUGCUGUUCUGUCGAAGGGUUUUCUUCUGCUGCUCUGUUUCCCUUGUUAUUGAAGAGAGAGAGAGAGAGAGAGGGAGGGAGGGAGAGGGAGAGGGGAGAUGGAGAUGGUGUAUUACCAGCUGGCCAGGUCGUCUUCAUACCAGGACUCGCUGAAAGUGUUAGAGGCUGAUAUACAACACGCUAACGCUCUGGCCGCUGCGAUUCCGAGGGCAAAGGGCGGCGCUCGCCUUCAAAUGAAACUGGUCUACAAUCACUUGGCUCCGCUUUUCUUGUUUCUGCUACAAUGGAUGGAUUGCUCCUGCACUUGUCUGCUACCCAGAUACUUAGACCUCUUCCACAUACUCAUAUACAAGGUUUAUAGUGAUGGAAGACCCAAUAUAUCUACACAUGGGAGGAAGGCAACAAUAAGGGACUUCUACUCUGUUAUAUUGCCAUCUCUUAGACGGCUACAUGGUGACACGGAAGAGUUGGAUGAUGUCAAAGGCAAGCAUCUGGCUAUGGAGCCUGUGGGCAAGAAGAAAGUGGAAGGUGACUUUAGGUUGGCCAAUGUAGAUUUGGAGAGAGAAGAAGAAUGCGGGAUUUGUUUGGAACCCUGCACCAAAAUGGUGUUGCCAAAUUGUUGCCAUGCAAUGUGCAUAAAAUGCUAUCGGAAUUGGAAUGUGAAGUCCGAGUCUUGCCCCUUUUGUCGUGGAAGCUUGAAAAGAGUGAAGUCUGAAGAUUUAUGGGUGCUCACUUGCAAUGAAGAUGUGGUUGAUGCGGAAACGGUCUCUAAAGAGGACUUGCUACGUUUCUAUCUCUACAUCAAUAGCUUGCCAAAGGAUAGCCCAGAUGCUCUUUUCUUAGUUUAUUACGAAUACCUGAUAUGAUCAAAGUAAUGCCCACUGCUGUACAGAUUAAAAGCGAAAGGCCGACCGUCGGAUGUAGAUAGAGUCUGGUAAGAAAAGUUCUCUCUGAUUUAUGGAAUAAUUAGUUCCACAUUGUACUUGUCAAAACAUUUAUCUGCACAAAUGCAAGAUAUUUGAUUAUACUGUGAGUCUUCAUUUCUGGAACUUGGAUUCUGGUCACAAUGGUGAAUUACAUGGAGUAGUAGUA